This is a messenger RNA of Seriola aureovittata, 1465 nucleotides long. It is a transcript of the gene arpp19b, whose product is annotated as cAMP-regulated phosphoprotein 19b. The record is from RefSeq and is a predicted model, not a curated record. Gene Ontology annotation, molecular function: protein phosphatase inhibitor activity. NCBI's taxonomy places the organism in Eukaryota, Metazoa, Chordata, Actinopteri, Carangiformes, Carangidae. The coding region runs from base 117 to 455 and encodes 112 amino acids. The transcript has 3 exons. Gene Ontology annotation, cellular component: cytoplasm.
AGGCUGCUGCCGUCGCCCGCCUCGUCGCUGUCUGUGUAGCCUUUCAUCUUCCACAAGACCUGUUUCAGACGGCUACAUCCACAGUUUUGCGAGCACAGCAGAGAUUCACAACAGCUAUGUCUGAGGAGGCUGAAGAAACGAGGAUUCCGGAAGAUCAGCAGGAAAUGGAUGACAAAGUAGUCAGUCCGGAGAAAGCAGAGGAAGCCAAACUUAAGGCCAGGUAUCCUAACCUCGGAGCCAAGCCUGGAGGCUCAGACUUUCUCAGGAAAAGACUUCAGAAGGGGCAAAAGUAUUUCGACUCUGGUGACUACAACAUGGCCAAGGCAAAAAUGAAGAAUAAACAGUUGCCAUCAGCCCCAACGGAGAAGACUGAGAUCACAGGAGGCCACAUCCCAACACCUCAGGACCUGCCUCAAAGAAAAACUUCAAUCGUGGCAAGCAAACUGGCUGGUUGAUGGUUUUAUGUUUACUAAAUUGUUACCAUUCCAACCCCCUCUUCACAUCUACCUGCCGUUUACUUUUUUGUUUGUUUUUCACCUUUGUAUGUAUUCUCUAAGAACAAGUUAUGUACCAAGCCAAAUACUUGAGAAAAAUUGGCAACUGUCAGGCACUGAAUUGUCAGUGAGUUAAAUCCAACCAAUUAGUAGUGAAAGAUGUUUCUCAAGCCCUUAAAAGACUGAAUAGUGAUUGAUUUAUGAACAUGAUGUCACUCGUAAAUACGGAUGGAUGUUAAUGCUGUCUUAUUUUCAUAGAACAUUUUCACUUUUAAGGAUAUACGCCUUCCUACAAAUGCCUGUCUAACAGUAGCUGAAUAGCCUGUGCAAAGGAACUGUUGUCAUCACCACAAAAGAAUAUUGUCAAUGAUAAUUACAGAGGCAAAAAUACUAAUGAGUUAUGACUACAGAGAAAAUGUUAUCAGAGUUUGCUUUGUUGUAUGUGUGAAGUAGAAGUGUAAUUUACAGAUAUGCCUUUCAGUUUGAAACUUUUGAGUGUUCACCCGCUCAUGUGGAGGCAUGUCCAUUUAAACAGUGAAAAUGAAGUAAUCAUGCUGUUUUUUUUUUCUUCUAAACCUUGAUUUUGUUCAUGUCCCCUCCUUUCCCUUUAAAGCAAUUUGAUUAUGUGCUUUCGAAGUACUGAAGAUUAGAUCACACACACUUUGUAGCCAGUUGUAUUUUAAUUCAUUUUAGUGACAUUAGUUUGCCAAGACUUGCUGCUGGUUUUCAUCUCAUCCUGACCUCUAAAAUGGCCUUAAAAGUAAUGAACCGUUGUUCCUCUUGAGCAAUAUUUGCUCCCUCAGUGAGAAUCUUAGUUGUGAAUCUUGCCUGAAAUGUCUGUCACUGUCUGACUGGAAUCACUAGGAUUUUAUGGAAAGAACCUCCCUUGACAUGUCUGGAGUGUGCAUGUGCAUUUACUGUGCAGUCACACUGUGCCAUUUGUUUUGUAAAUAAAAUAGUUUUGCAUAAUA